AUGGAAUCACAACCAGCAGAAAGUCGUUCUGACAACAACGACCAUUCUGAUGCACAUGAUCCCGAGCUUGUUCAGCGUCCAACAGAAGAAACAAAGCGGUCGCAGAGGCAUGCCAACGUUUAUGAUGCUGUUGCAGAUGCUGCUGUUCGGGAUGAAAGGACGCCUCAAGCCAACUCAAAACCGCCUAAGCUGACUAGACAUCCCAUCAACGCUUCCGCGUUAGCCCCAGAGGAGGUGCUGUUCCGCCGCAAAUCAGCACCCGAACGCUUUGCCGAGUUCGAUGUCUACAUGGCACAUGACCGGAACCUGGCAGACGGCGGCCGUACAUCCCUGCCAGACUCUGAUCUUCUCAAAUCAGUACACACUUAUGCGAGCUACUUUUACUCUGCUCUUGGCGGCCCCAAGCGCAUUCCUUCAUACCAAGUCGGCGCUCGCAAUAUUGACGAGAGAAGCAUGGACGAGUCGGCGUUACUCGCCUUGGGUAUUCUGCUCGAAGAGGCAGGCAGAGACGUCUUGGGAAGUCAAGGAGACAUGGUUUUCACGGAAGGCCUUGAACUGCCUGCAAACGCCGACGUAACGACUCAAGAGCCACACGCUGCUAAUAACACGCCAACUCAUCCUAUGCAUGGGCAUGCGGGCCGGGAGCUAGCCCUUGUCGGUUUUGCUGACGUUGGUUCAUGGAAAAGAGCUUCGAAAAGACAAAAACUGAGCGAUCCCGAUAAUGUCUAG
Molecule: messenger RNA, 729 nt
Organism: Colletotrichum orchidophilum
Lineage: Eukaryota; Fungi; Ascomycota; Sordariomycetes; Glomerellales; Glomerellaceae
Exons: 2
Coding region: 1-729 (242 amino acids)
Biological process (GO): nucleolar large rRNA transcription by RNA polymerase I
Cellular component (GO): RNA polymerase I upstream activating factor complex
Molecular function (GO): RNA polymerase I cis-regulatory region sequence-specific DNA binding
Source: RefSeq, a predicted model, not a curated record